AUGGACUUUAAUCAGGAAACUGGUUAUCAUGCUCCAGCACCUCAGAAGGCUACUUCUAGUACUAAUGGCCUAAUAAUAUCUCGCCCUUAUUCGCCCGUAAUUCGCAGUGACUCUCCUAUCGACAUAGACGGUUUAAGUUGGCCGAGCACUAAACAGCGGCUAAACGAGACUAAUGAACAAAAGGAGGAACGUAUAAAAAAACUUUCGGAAGCUGUUAAAACGAUUAUGGAAUGUAUCGGUGAAGAUCCUAAACGACAAGGAUUGUUGAAAACACCUGAAAGGUGUGCACAAUCGUUAAUGUUCUAUUCUAAAGGUUAUGAAGAGAGUAUUGAACAGAUCAUUAAUGGUGCGAUUUUCGAAGAAGAUCAUGACGAAAUGGUCAUUGUUAAAAAUAUAGACGUAUUCUCCUUAUGUGAACAUCAUUUAGUACCAUUUACUGGAAAGAUCAGUAUAGGUUAUAUUCCAAAUCGUCGUGUGCUCGGUUUAUCAAAACUUGCUCGUAUCGCUGAAAUGUUUUCGAGACGACUUCAACUUCAAGAACGUUUAACAAAACAGAUCGCUGUUACUUUGCAAGAAAUAUUAAAACCUCAAGGUGUAGCUGUUGUAAUGGAGGCAACCCAUUUGUGCAUGGUAAUGCGUGGAGUACAGAAACCCGGAAGCUCUACUACCACAAGUGUUAUGUUAGGUGUGUUUAGGGAACAGGCGAAGACUAGAGAAGAGUUUUUAACAUUGAUUAAACAUUAA
Molecule: messenger RNA, 744 nt
Organism: Dentiscutata heterogama
Lineage: Eukaryota; Fungi; Glomeromycota; Glomeromycetes; Diversisporales; Gigasporaceae
Source: the annotation of a GenBank genome assembly